Saprolegnia diclina VS20 is the source of this 1695-nucleotide messenger RNA. RefSeq lists its product as hypothetical. The coding region runs from base 1 to 1695 and encodes 564 amino acids. The record is from RefSeq and is a predicted model, not a curated record. NCBI's taxonomy places the organism in Eukaryota, Oomycota, Saprolegniomycetes, Saprolegniales, Saprolegniaceae. The transcript has a single exon.
AUGCACUACGGACGUGAGCUCGACUGCCUCUCGUGCUCGCUCGAGACGAGCAAGCUCGAGGGAGUGUACGCACCAGGAACGCCCGAGGCAUUAGACGGCGGCGCUCUACGCGGCGGACCCCCGCCCGUGUACUGCAGCGCACCCGUGUUGGCGCUGCUCGCGCAGUACGCCGCUGUCGGCAUCGUGCAGGGCGGUCUUGCCAGCAUCAAGUACCCGAUCCUCACGGGCUACUUCCAGCUUGAAGGCAACGUCCUCAACUCGGGAAGUGCGCUCAUGAGCCUCGGCUGGUCGCUCAAGGUCUUCUUUGGUCUCCUCUCGGACUGCUUUCCGCUGUGCGGCUACCACCGCAAGCCGUACAUUGUUCUUGGCUGGCUCUUGACCGCGAUCGUGCUCGUGCUUGUGGCGGCCAAGUCUCCAGGAUCGCCUGCGCCAGCAGCAGACGCAACGACCAACGGCGCAGUCCUUACGCUCCUCUGCGCGGUCGCGUGCUUCUUCUUCAUCCUCGCCGACGUUGCCCAAGACGCACUCCUCGUCCAGUACGCACAGCGCGAGCCGGACGCCGUCCGCGGCCGCCUCCAGUCGAUGGUGUACGCUGUGCGCGCACUCUUUAUGGCGCUCAUCUCGCUCGUCUCGGGCGUCUGCCUCAACUCGACGCGCAUGGCCGGGUCGUUUGACUGGGACAUUGGCGUCCAGGGGUUCUUUGUGCUCCUCGCCGUUCCCACCGUCUGCAACGUUGUCGUUGCCUCCUGCUACCUCCAAGACGAGGCCAAGCCCCGCGUGCCUCUGUCCGACUACGGUCGCCAGCUCUGGGCGCUCGCGCAGAAGCGCGCGGUGUGGCAAGUCAUGAUCUUCAAUUUUGUCUUUAUGCUCUUGACGAGCAGCGUCGGGUCGACGGCCGCUCCGUACGUGGCCCUGUACUGGGCCAAAGUCGAGAACCUCAACGCAGCGCUCUUGCAGGUCGUCGGGCACGUGCUUUUCGCCGCAGUGCUUUUCGUGAUGGGCCGGUAUGGCACCCACUGGAACUGGCGCUACGUGCUCGUGGUCACGACGCUCUCGGCCAACGCGAUCGACGCGCUCGUUCAGUUUCUCACCGUCUUUGACGUGUUUCGCAACCAGUGGUUCUACCUCGGCGUGCCGCUCACGGAGGAGCUCCCGAAAGCCAUCAGCUUUGCCGUUGGCGCGUUUGUCAUUGUGGAGCUGGCCGAAGACGGCAACGAAGGCGUCAUGUAUGGGCUUCUGACGACCGUCGGCAACCUCCCGAGCGUGUUUGGGGGCAUGCUCACCAACGUCAUGGACGCCUCCUUGGCCUACGACAAGCUACGCAUCAAAGCCGACUCGAAGGACACGCGCACCGCCGUCGCCUGGUCGUUUGGCCUGAUGUACGCGACGUCGGUCGUCGGGUGCAUGACGGUGCUGCUGCUGCCGCGGCAGAAGGCAGAGGUCCUCGCUCUCAAGCGCGACGGCGGCGACUACCCGCGCGUGGCGCUCGGCAUUGGCUUCCUCUUUGUGGUCAUCCUCGCGACCUCGAUCACGGGGACGAUGGCAUCGAUGUUUGCGUCCACGGGCUGCCACGUCCUGGCCGGCGGCCGCGGGUGUGUGCCUGGCACGAGCAGUCAUCUCUAUCUCUUGGGUAUUGCGCUUCCCGCUCUGCUUGCUGCAUGUUUGCUGCUCGUGUUUGGUGUCAUUCGUCGUUGA